This is a messenger RNA of Botrytis cinerea B05.10, 4454 nucleotides long. RefSeq lists its product as hypothetical. Bases 587 to 4135 code for a protein of 1182 amino acids. NCBI's taxonomy places the organism in Eukaryota, Fungi, Ascomycota, Leotiomycetes, Helotiales, Sclerotiniaceae. The record is from RefSeq and is a predicted model, not a curated record. Gene Ontology annotation, biological process: lipid metabolic process. The transcript has a single exon.
GGAAUGUAUUACCAUUCCAAUUUUACACGAAGCAUCAACAUGUCAGGAACACUUCUGCUUCACCAAUAUAAUACUCACAUAAUGUCUACGAGCAUGUGGCGUUUUACUUCUCAAGAUUGACAAGAAAAUAAAAAUCCUGUGCUUGACCAACCCAGUGAUCAUAUUGAAGUCGAGUGUCCAGUUCUACAGAGGUUUCUCGAAAGUCACAUUCCCAUCAAAUCGAUUUACUGGCAACUGUCUCUAUUCUACAAGACGGUGAGUGCACAUCCUUAGCCAAGUACGAUUUCUUAAUACCUUUGCAUUCUUCACUGUCAUGUAUGGUUGCUAUCACAACAUCAUUCCCAAGGCCAUUACGCAUUAUCACAUGUCAAAUGGUAUUCAAUUCUGUUGUCAACACCCCGCCACGAUUCAAUGAUCUUCGUCAUACAUCAUGAGAAAUAAUAUGCACCACAACUACUCAGUCCUGUCAGGUACGGCGACCUCAAUUUCAUCUACUUCGAUCAUGAAUCUGUAGGGUCAAUUUCGAGAAAGUCUUGAUUCUCGAAACCUAAUCGAAACCCUCAAUUUGCCACGCAUAGCACAAUCGAUGAGUUUGAAAGAAUUGGAGCCUCAAGCUCUAGAGGCUCUGAAUGAAGAACCGCAACGUGAGGCAGAGGAGAUAGACGGGCUAGAGGAAAAUGCGGUAUUGUACCAUCAACGUCUACCGCAGAUAAUUCGAGAAUCGACGCUUCUCCCAGCGCCCAUUGCCACUGCAAUUAGCCUGGUGACAAGAUCAUCUUCUCUUUACAUUCGACUUGGCACAUUCAUAGGGGGCCUUGCUAUAGAUGGUGCACGAGUAACAACACUCACCGGGCUAGAAGUCAGUAGAGCUAUUAUAGAGGGAAUAAUACAUCGUGCCGGAAAGGACGUUGCAAAUCGGAGUACUGGAGAAUUAGGAAGGUUGGAAGCAGAAGGACUAUUGGAACGAAGCAUCGCGAAUUUACACGCCACUAUUACAGGAAUAUCAUUCGCUGCUUCGACUAGUUUUCAUUUUUCUUCUGUAGCUUUGUCUUCAGCUACAGAUAUUUCACAACAGCUACUGGGUACAUUGGAUUCGAUUCUUGGUUCGACUGAUUCUUCGAGAGCAAUAGCAAGCAUCAUUACACUGAUUCGCAGAGAGUUCCAGAACCCUGCCACAGGAGCAGAAGGAGAGAAGGUUAGUGUAGGUGAUCUCUUGUUGGGUAUUUGUGGGUUGGCAUUGUUGCAAAGAUGGUGUCGCAAAUUGACCGACCUGGAAUGCCGAGAAAACAAACACGAGGAAGUUCUUUGGGAUGUGGUUGUGCUUGAUGAUGGACGGCGAGCGGAUGUGGUUGGUAUGAUAUCAGGAGAUUCCUCCAAUACUCAAGGAGAUACCACCAAAUUGUCUUUCAUGAAUACAAGAGGUGGUGAACUGUUAGAGACGAUUGAAAGAGAGGAGCCAAGCCAAGCUGAUGUUGGAAAGGACAAUGCGGAGAGUGUAUUGAGACAGAGGCUAAUCCAGUCUCUACCUUCUGAUGCCUCUGUUUCCAUUACGACCUCUACCAUCACAACAACCAUAAAAACAAUCACUGUGGAAGUUUCAGGAUUCGAGCCUCCUGUUUUUUUGCCACCUCCCGGAGUGGAAAUACUAGAAGAACAUGCUAUUCGUCUUGAAAAUGCGGACCUAAUCACCGGGGGCAAACAACAAGAAAUUACAUCAGUACCGAGAUAUAGAGUCGUGUAUGGGAUAGUAGGAAAUAGAUUGCGAAAUACGAGUGUCGCAGAACAAGAAUCACUACAAGAUAUUAAGAAGAACGUGGAAAGUGAUAACGGUUCGGCCGAUGACCAGGACAGCAGCGUCACCUAUUCAAACAUACCCAAAGCGACUUAUCUAGACGAUGGUUUGCCUAUACAAGACGAAUACCCGCCUGUCAUUGUUCGCAGAAGAACGAUUGGUAGCAAAUCAAAAAUCCCCAGACUUUCCCUUCCUGGAGUUUUGGAUGAGAAAUGUAUAGUAAGUGCGGAAGUAUCUUCUUUGGUUUCGGAUAACUUAGCAAAUCAAAAGAGAUCAAGAAAGCCUAUCAGCCCAACAUCAUCAGAUGAUAGUUCUAAACAGAAUUUCCUUCAACCGAUUUCGAAUAAUCAAAUAUCUAAAAAAUCAAAGACCGAUGAAACAACGGUGGAAGGAGAAGAUAAGAAAAGUUCUUUUCGCCAGGCCUUGAGUGGACGAUCUAGCACCAAGUUAUCCAAUCUGUUCCACAAGGAUGGGAUCAAAGAAGACAGCAAACCCACACUUCCGCCUCGGCCUCGUUCAACAUGGAGAGACCCCACUCAUGCGUCAACGGUUAGAUCUACCCCAGCCCAUCUAUCAAUUCCACAGAAACGGCCAAGAAGUACUGCAGGCUCCUCAACACCAUUGCGUGGAAAUCAGACCCCAUUGACUUCGGAAAAUCUUGAUAAGAUUCAGCCCGAUUUACCACGCACUCCCUCUAGAACUAGUUAUUACACGGUUCACGAACAACGAAAAGAUUCAAUGGUUUCUCAAAUUGACACAUAUUCAAUCCACUCUUUUGAUCAAGGCCGUUCUCAUUCCCCAACAACCCCGAGGAAUCGUUUCAUGGGCCAGAAUAAUGCUAUGAGGCUACUAUCCGAGAGGGGUUUGACCCUCGAAAAUUCACUUUCGACACCCAAAAGCCAUCGACGCACACAUUCAAAUGAAGAAAGCAUAUUUACAUUGAACACAAAUAAUUCAGAGAUUUGUCUCAUCCCAAAUUUUAGAAGAGAAAAGGGUAUAUUUGAGGGCAGGGAAGCACUAGAUUCCCUGGUGCGGACUGGUAAGAUUGAUGGCACUUUUCCAAAACGCCAUCUCAUACAAAACAUUACUCGUUUCGUCAAAUUUGCAUCUGCUUCUUACGGUUCCAAUUUUCUUCGAGUAAUGGGGAUCUCGGAUCCUAGUACAAGACAAGAGCUUAAUGCUAUACAUCAUCUCGAACAUCAAUCAUUUUCGUCUCAUACACAACUGCCUGCCGACACUAUUCUUCUUUCUUCAUUUGUUGAUCCUCAAGGUGGGACUGAUUCUAGUGGACUCACAAAUACUGGCGUUCCAAUGGUCCAUUAUGUGUCACUAGAUCAUCAAUCACAAGCUAUAGUUCUCACAUGUCGUGGUACUCUAGGAUUUGAAGAUGUUCUCGCCGAUAUGACUUGUGAUUAUGAUGAACUGAUUUGGCGUGGUAAAGCUUACAAAGUCCACAAGGGGAUUCAUGCAUCUGCACGUAGACUCCUUCAUGGCGGUGGAGGCCGUGUUAUGGCCACAAUAAAGGCAGCGCUUGAGGAAUUUUCAGGUUAUGGUCUGAUUAUGUGUGGGCAUUCAUUAGGUGGCGGUGUAAGUACUUUGUUGGCCAUCAUGGUUUCCGAGCCUGCUGGCUCCGGCACAUCAUUCGUUACUUCCUAUAAUUCCGAAAAUCUAUCCACAUCUCAUGACGCUACUAAUGAUUCUUCUCGAAUACUACAACUGCCACCGGGUCGAUCAAUCCAUGUCUAUGCUUAUGGCCCCCCUGCUACGAUUUCUCCAUCUCUCCGAUCUGCAACUAGAGGUCUCAUCACAACAGUUGUGAACGGUAACGAUCUCGUCCCUCAUCUUUCCCUUGGUCUGCUUCACGAUCUUCAAGCAGUAGCUCUUGCAUUCAAGAACGAUGAUUCUGGUGCGAAAGGCGAAGUAAAGAGAAGGGUAUGGACUGGAAUGAGUAAUUCAUUUGCUGAAAGAUGGUACGGACGAUCUGGUCAUGGAACUGAUGAGGAAGAGGAAGAUACGUGGGCAUAUGCUGCACUUAAAGCGCUUCGAGCUUGUAUGUUGAGCAAUAAGCUAGUACCACCUGGAGAAGUUUUUGUGAUUGAGAGUAUGGCUGUCUUGAAACGAAACGCUUUCACAAGAAAAAGUGAUGUGAGCGAUGGAAAGAAUCAUAGAGGGGAAGACGGAUUAGGUAAACCAGCGACUAGAAGUGUAUUAAAAUACGUGAGGGAUGUAGAGAAGAGGUUCGGUGAAGUCAGGUUUGGGGGAAGCAUGCUGUUAGACCAUAGUCCGGGAAGAUAUGAAAGCAGUUUGAGGGCAUUGGGAAAGGGCGUCUUGGAUGGUUCAUGACUUCUUCAACACAGUGUAUCAUUGUUUUCUGAUAUAUAAAUUUGAAUUUGGAGCAUGAAGAGUUCCUGAUACUGCACAAACAUCAUAUUUAUCAAACAGGAUUUAUUCACGAGACGAGCUAUUCAGAGGAUGUGUGCAUGAGUUACACCAUGUGUAGUUGCUAUCCAUCUUUCAUUCAUGUUUCCGUUAAUCUUAAUAAUUUCAUCUAGGAAUUAUUAGCACCCAAGAAAUUACUGGCAAAGUUUAUCUAUAGGAAUGCUUUAAAGCAGCCACAUUGUAUGUUUUCAUUCCAACGCGUUUGAAUAUCACUUUCUUUCCA